Messenger RNA from Rotaria sp. Silwood1, 648 nucleotides. The record is from the annotation of a GenBank genome assembly. NCBI's taxonomy places the organism in Eukaryota, Metazoa, Rotifera, Eurotatoria, Philodinida, Philodinidae.
AUGGUUAAAUAUGGUGCUGGUAGUAGUACAUUUUUCUUUAGUUCUUAUGUUGAUUAUUAUGUUAGCAUUGAACAUAGUCAUGAUUAUUGCCGUGAACUUGAACGCAUGGCUGCUAGUCAACCACAUCGAUUCAUUAAAAUAUUUUAUAUGGAACGUAAUUCCUCAGGAUUUUAUAUAAAACAUUCUUUUGAACAAAAGCCAGAUAAAUUAAAUUUAACUUCAAUUAUAGAAAUAUAUUGUGUACCAAGAAAUGCAUAUUCAUUUACAGCUUAUCAUUUAUGGGCAAUAGGUGAACGAAGUACUUAUACAAUGUAUCGUGACUAUGCCGAUUUUCUUUCAAUAUAUUUUCGUGAUAGAAAGUUCGAUUUUGCUUUUCUUGAUGGACGUGCACGACCACAAGUUGCUUAUACUAUCUUAAACCAAUUAAAUGAACCAAAUGCAAUAGUAUUUAUACAUGAUUGGAAUCAACGAAAAGAAUAUCAUGUUAUUGAACGAGAAUUUUAUAAUAUAAUUGAUCAACAAAUUGAAAGUACUCAAUCUGGUGAUGAAGGUCUUGUUGUAUUACAAAAGAAAUCGCAAGAUAUUGGACAAAAAAAUAUUACUGCUAGUGAAUGGAAAUCUGGAAAAGAACCAGAAUGGUGGAUUUAA